GAAAAUCCUCGGACUGAACCCUCCGCGAGGGUGCCGGCUGGAAAUGGGCACUACAGAGCAAUCCCGUGCGAUGUCGGGAGGGUGUCCAGCUAAGAUCAGGGAUCAGUGCUGUGUGCUUAUGCGUUUUCAUCGCUAUGCCAUACGGAAAUGGUCUUUGAUCGUGGUCUGGAGGUAGGGGCUGGAUCAAGGCGUUACGCGUACCGUACUGAGGAUCAGCCUGGCUGGGAGCCCCUAAAUAGCCCAGUCGCUAACGGAGCCCUCUGGGAACCAGGCCGCACCCGGUUGCAUUCGAUGGCCUUACCCUGGGUACUGCGGAUCUCUGCCCGGGGCCGACGAACCCUUUCUCCGCGACUCGUGGGAAUAUGAGCGAUUUAAAAAAUAAACUAAAAUCAACAACAACGGAAAUUGAGACCGGCACUCAUAAAAAGUCGGAAGGGCAGUUGCCCAGACACCAUGGGGCCCAUGCGAUGCAGGGUCCCUCUACUAGCCACGACGUGGCCAGCACUAGUGGGGUACGUAAGCCUCUGGCGAUGCCGGGGUCAGGCGUAUCCACAAAAGCGGAAAGGAAGAGGGUGGGGGAACCGAAACGGGAUUUUCCCGGCACCAGUGAAGGCAAACCUGGCUUGCAGCUUGCAGCCCCAGGGGGCGCCAGAGCUGAUACGCGGGCCCCGCCUCCCCCUACUCCUACUGCAUUCACAAGGCCUGAUGACAGGCCACCACCAAGCGCAGCCAUUGCUAAGCACAGGAAGGCUGCCAUGAGGAUCUUGAAGAGAUCCGCAUUAACCCCGGACCUAUGUAGCAGGGCGCUGCCCUGUCACGUGGAAGAGAUCCGGUCGGAGAUAGCGUGGGCAAUGACGAUAGUGCCCGACUAUCAGCUGCCGGUGCUCGGAGAGCCACCAGCUGCGGAAAAGCGCAAUAGAUCGAUAGAGGUUGCGCAAAACAAGUCGAAGAGAGCCAGGACGCAAGGCCUCACCUUUGCUGAGGUAGCCAAAAAUCGGAUCCUCCUGGGUGUGCUCGAUGAGAACCAGGAAGACGAAUUGGCUCUGAGAGCUCAUUGGAAAUGGGUUAAAGCGGAAUUGACGAACAUCUGCGUUAGCGUGCUUCGGGAGCACCCCGGACCACCUCCGAUAUGCCGGGACGCAGGUUGGUUCCAAGGCAACGUCAAGAUCGUCGCGUGCGACGAUGAAAGGUCGGCGGGCAUGUACAAGAAGGCGAUGGCCAUGCUGGGAGAGGUCUACCCCGGAGCGAUGCUACGGGCUGUGGACUUCAAGGACAUCCCAUCCAGGCCCAGAGCAAGGGCAUGGAUACCGGCCAAACCGACCGAACCAGAGAGAGUGCUUGAGAUUAUAAGGCUCUUUAAUCCCGAGUUACCCUCUCACAAUUGGAAGGUGGUGCGGCUAGAGCAUAGCACAAAGGCGACUCGUCAGGUGGUCCUUUUGCUAAAUAAGGAGUCGUUGCCACUCCUCGAAAAGACUGGGGGCGUCAUCAAUUACGGUUUCGACACCGCAAAGAUAAGGGUGUACACGAACGACGUGAACGCAGCAAGAGGCAACGAAGUUGAGCCGGAAGCAGACAACAGCGAGGAUGAGGUGGACGAGGAAUCCAACCAGGCCAAUCCGAUGGAUGACCUGGCUGGUGGAUACGCCUCAUCUACAUCCUCUCUGGGAGUCGACCAUAUCUUCCGGCAAUACACAGAAGAGGAGCUGAUGUCAGAUGACGACGAGGCGAACUCAACAGUGGUGGAGGGGGUGGGAAGGUGCGGCCAAGAUGGUUCGCGUCCUCCAGAUUAAUCUCCACCACAGCAAAGCAGCGUCGGCUGCACUGCUGCUCCAGCUCUCCAAGGGGGCAGCAGACAUCGCCCUCAUCCAGGAGCCUUGGGUGAUAGGGCAUGGAAUAUGCGGGCUGAAGUCGGCAGAGCACACUUUGAUAAGUGGAGCUACCAUAGUUCAGUGACGAGGACACCACCACCAUCAGUCUGGAGGCGAACGGACGACAAAUAAGGCUUGCCUCGAUGUAUCUGGCACAUGACAGGCCUGUUCCAACCCUACCGGUCGAACAUUUAGUGGAGCGCUGGGACGGGGCCCUGAUUCUAGGAGGUGAUGCAAAUGCACACCAUAGCACAUGGGGAAGUGGAGACAUCAAUGAACGGGCUGUGUGCAGCCAAGGCGUGUUCAAGGCGCAAACAAAGUGGUGUUGAUUGAUCAGCUGAUUGGAUAUUUUUGUCUCUACACUAGUACAGGAGAAUGUCAUCCAAGACGAAGUGGCGCACCUUUAGGAUGUCAACUAAACGAAAUGACGAAAAUUAUCUCCUAUUCCCUUUCGUAUUGGCAUCCUCCUGUACCAAAAAGCAAUAACAAAAUACACGGGACUUUUACUUAUAUGCAAUUGCCACCACCUUGUAUGGUGUGGUGUAUACGCCUUGGGCGUAUUCAAUAAGGUGGUAUCGGUACGACAAUAACUAAAUGUACAUGCAUUUUGUUUUUGCUUUUGCGGCGAGGACUGUCAAAAAUAUCAUACGAAGAGUGUGAAAGAGAACAGAAAAUAAUAAACAAUCAACAGCUCCAACCAAUCAACAACAGUCAUUUGGCAUAUGAAGCCGUGAGGCGAAGAAAAAUAAAAGGGUACUGCUAUCACCUUCUGAAUACAACUUGCGUCCAGCGUUGCCGUUACGCUUAGACUGGAACUUCAAGUCGUUUCAACUUUCUUGCUUUGCUUUUGACAUUUUCGUUAUUUCCCAUUUAAAGAACCAAAAACUUGAGUUCAACACAAUUGAAGCGUGUAAAAACAAAUAGAAAACACAAAAGAGAAUGAGCAAGAAUUGCUUUCAAGUACUUGAAUCAUGUAAAUCGGGUGUGUAUGCAUGGAGUCGAAAAAGUCGAUAACGUGUUAACCGAUGAUUAGUGUCAACCAGGCUAUGAUCAACCGGCCCUAAACGUUAAAAUUUUCUUACUUUUACUUAAUUUUUUCUACAGUUCCUAUCAAACGAAAGCAAAAACCAGAAAUGAAGUUUCAUGAACUAUAUAGCAGUUUAAGGGCCUUGUUCUGUAUCACGAACGAUAGGCAAAACGAACG
This is a messenger RNA of Rhagoletis zephyria (snowberry fruit fly), 3072 nucleotides long. RefSeq lists its product as uncharacterized. Lineage: Eukaryota; Metazoa; Arthropoda; Insecta; Diptera; Tephritidae. The record is from RefSeq and is a predicted model, not a curated record.